Molecule: messenger RNA, 1222 nt
Organism: Hemicordylus capensis (graceful crag lizard)
Lineage: Eukaryota; Metazoa; Chordata; Lepidosauria; Squamata; Cordylidae
Product: fish-egg lectin-like
Exons: 6
Coding region: 121-924 (267 amino acids)
Source: RefSeq, a predicted model, not a curated record
GUGUAGAUACGCUGCUUCUUUCUUCUCCUUUGUCAAGCUGGAAUAAGCCUGCUGAAGGUGGCUUGUGCUUUCUGAUAGAUUUCAGCUGCUCCUUCUGAGUCAAGUCUCGCAAGGACAUCUAUGAACUUGCAAGAUAACCUGUUCCCUUCAAGACUGGCCAUAGCAAUGAGGAGGAUCCUGCUCCUCUUGGCUGAUUUGGUGUUACUGAAUGCCCAGCUCUGUACAGAGAUUCCUGGAACCCUGAAACAGAUUGAUGCGGGGAAUGGCUUCGUGAUUGGUCUGGAACCAACGGGUGAUGCAUACAUGAAGUUUGGAGAAGAUUGGCACUAUUUAGCAGGGGAGAUGAAGCAUGUGACUGCUGGUGCCGGGGGUGUGUGGAUGAUUGACAACAACGCCCAUGCCUAUCGUCUGGUAGGAGGCAAACUGGAACUCGUAUCAGGAUCAUUUAGUCAGAUUGAUGCUGGGGGAGACCUUUUUGUAGCGGGUGUUAAUCAGCUGACUGAGUCCUGGUGUCUUUCUAGAUCUGGGCUAGUCACAAAGAGUCCCAGCUUCCCUGGAUCCUGGGCUAAUCUGGAAGGCAGCCUGAUAUACUACAGCUGUGGCUGGAGAGGCUGCUGGGGUAUUAACACUGUCAAUGAGAUCUGGUUUCGUCAUGGCAUCUCAUCACAGGACUGCAAGGGAACCCACUGGGAGCAUGUUCCCAGCACAUUCUCCAUGGUUGAAGUGGGAAGCGAUGGAAGCGUCUUUGCAGUGAAAACAAAUGGGGCUGUCUACCGUAGGGAUGGGAUCACAGACAGCAGACCUGUAGGCACCAAAUGGACCAUAAUGAGAGACAUCAAUGCCAAGAUCAAGCAUUUAGCCUAUGACCUGAAUAUUCUAUGGCUGAUCACUGAGGAGGACAAGAUCCUACGUUGCCAAAUGUAGAGCCAGAGCUGCUAUACAACUGCCUUCCUCCACCUUUAUAGACUUACGACUGCAUCUCCUCUCUCAGUCCAUUCUCCUUCCCUGCCACAGACGAUGAUGGUUGGAGAUUAGGAAGGAUUUCAUUGUGCUAAUAAACAAAGGCUUUUUUAUUAAUCCCUCAACAUUCUUGCAUUCUGUACUCUGCAUUCUGUACUCUGUACUCUGCAUACAACGGGCAAUAAUACAGAAAAUGCUGGAAAUUAUAUUGCCGCUGAAAACACCCCCUUUUAAAUGGUCUAAUAAAAUGUCUUUUGCAAUA